AUGGCACGGCCGGUUAAGAGGCAACAAGUAGCACAAGGAGCACAAGGAGCACAAGGAGCACAAGAUGACAUUAAGGAGGAAUACCUUUUGGCUUUCAUUCUGAAGGAGAAAUAUAAAGAAAAACAACAAUGCAAACAAGAACUCGAGAAAUAUUGUAAAGAGUUGAAGGAAGCAGAUGAGAAUUUCAAAGUGAAUAAAAAAGUUAAAGGACUAUGUGAAGAGAAAGAUAAAAAAUGCACAGACCUGAAAGUUGAAGAUGAAUUGGACACUUUUGAUGCGGAACUUGAAGGAGCAUUGGCAGAUAUAAAAGAUGAAGAAUGUGAAAAAUAUGAAGAAAAAUGUAUACUUUUAGAAGAGACGGAUCAUGAAGAUAUUAAGAAGAACUGUGUCAAGUUGAGGGAAGAAUGUUACAAAUUGAAGCGUGAAAAGGUGGCAGAGGAGCUCCUUUUGAGGGCGCUCGGAAAGGAAGCUAAAGAAGAAGCUAAAUGUAAAGAAAAGAUAAAAAAUGUUUGCUCAGUGUUAAGCCGAGAAAGCGACGAGUUGAUGUCUUUUUGCCUUGAUCCAACUAAAACAUGUGAAACGUUGAAAAAAAAAUCAGAAGAAGUUUGCAACCUUUUGAAAACAAAAUUGGAUGGGAAAAGUUCAGAAAAGUGUCAUGAAAGACUUGAGAAAUGUCAUUUUUACAAAGAAGCGUGUACUGAAACAAAGUGUGAUGAGGAUAUGAAGCAAUGCGAGGCAAAAAAAAUCACAUAUAAAGCGCCGGAAUCUGAUUUUAGUCCGGUGAAACCGAAGGCGUCGUUGUUGAGAAGUAUUGGGUUGGAAGAUGUUUAUAAAAGAGCUGAAAAAGAAGGAAUUCUUAUUGGAAAAGUAGGCGUGGAUCUACCAAGAAGGUUUGGUGAUGAUUUUCUGCAAGAUCUCUUGCUAGUGUUGAGCCAAGAUGAGGAUAAGACGGAUGCAACAAGUAAAUGCACUAAAGCGUUAGGAAAAUGUGAUGCUUCUAAGCAUUUGGAUGAUGAUUUGAAAAAGUUAUGCGAAGAUGGUGAUAAUGAUAAACAAAAGAAAUGCAAAGAAUUACUAGAUGUAAAUGUAAAAGAAAGAUGUACACAUCUCAAAUUAAAUCUUUAUCUGAAAGAUUUGUCUACAAAAUAUGAUAAUCAAAAAUCAGAACUUUUAUUCUGGAGAGAACUGCCAACCUUAUUUACAAAGGGAGAGUGUGCAGAACUUGAGUCGGAAUGUUUUUAUUUAAAAAAGGCGUGUAAAGAUAAGGAGAUUGAUGAAGCAUGUCAAAAUGCACGAGCAGCGUGCUAUAAAAAAGGACAAUAUAGGAUGUUGAAUAUGCUCUUUCGAGAGGGGUUGAAGGGGAAUUCUGAACAUAUAAGAAAUUAUAAUAUUCCUGAAGAAUGCAAAAAAUUUGUUGCAGAAGAGUGUAAAAAACUUGAUAAAAAAUACCUUCCAAAAUGUCUUUAUCCUAAAGAAUUAUGUUAUCUGCUUUCAGAUGAUGUUUUCCUUCAAUCCAAAGAGUUAGGUGUGCUUUUGGAUGAUCGGAGAGAUUUUCCAUUUGAAAAGGAUUGUCUUGAGUUGGAGGAGAAGUGUGGUGAACUUGAAACUUAUUCAUAUUUCAAUUCUCAAAAGUGUAUAACAUUGAGAAGGCGCUGUGAAUACAUUAGAGUUUCAGAGGGAUUUAGAAAUGUAUUUUUAGAAAGAAAAGAUCAUUCAUUAUAUAAUGAGCAAAAUUGUACGGAGGUGUUGCAAGAAAAAUGUAAUACUUUAUAUAGGAGGAGAAAGAAUCCAUUUACUGUUUCAUGUGCUUUAGCAGGAGAAACAUGUGAAUAUAUGGUAGGCCGUACAAAAGAUGAAUGUAGAUAUUUAAAAGUCAACAUCAAAAAUGAAGAAAUUCUACAAGAAAUUGGAAAAGCAAAUGAAACAGCACUUGAAGAACUCUGGACAACAUGGGGCCGACAUUGUCACCAACUUAUGGAGAAUUGUCCGGAGCAGUUGAAAAAAGAAGGUGAUAAAGAUCAUAACUGUGAAGAACUCGAAGAAAAAUGCACUAAAACCUUUGAAAAGUUGAAAUUAGAGGAGGAGCUGAGUCAUAUGUUGAAAGGAAGUUUAAAGAGUGAAGAUGAAUGUAAAAAAACAUUAGGAGAGCGUUGCACUGAGUUGGAAAAGAAUGAUACAUUCAAAAUUCUGCUUACUAAGUGUGAUGAUACUACCAAGGGAAAUGUUUGCGAAGAAUUAGUUGAAAAACUAAAAAAGAGAUGUCCAACUUUAAAAGACGAUAUGGAGAAUGCGAAAAAAGAGUUGACAAAGAUGAAGAAUGAGUACGAUGAGCUCAAAAAGGCGGCAGAAAAAUCUACAGAGGCAGCUAAGUUAUUACUAUCAAGGCCUAAAAAAGCCGUAACACCAAGUGGACAGGAUAGCAGUGAUUCUACACCACCAUCAGCACCAGCAGGAUCAGGGUCGUCAUCACCAGCAUCACCACCACAAAAUGGAACAUCAGAUACAUCAAGUGGAACGCCAAGCACAGAAGGUGGAAAGCCAGGUGCACCAGAUGGAACGACGAACACAUCAGGCACACCAAGUGGAACCCAAGACACAGCAGGUGGAAUGACGAACAAUCCAAGCCUUGGACUCGUUAAAAGAGCGUAUGUAGCCGAAGGCGUAUCAGAAGCAGAGGUCAAAGCAUUUGAUGCAACGACGAUAGCAAUGGAGUUGUAUUUGGAAUUGAAAGAGGAAUGCAGCGCUUUACAACUAGAUUGCAGUUUUAGAGAUGAUUGUUCAGAUCUUCAAGUUUGUGGAGAAAUAGACACGUUAUGCGGAGGAAUAAAACCAUUAAAAGUUACGCCUCAUCAUACAGAGACACAAAAAGAAACCUCAACCACUACGACGACCACUACGACGACCACUACCACAACUACUACCACGACUACGACGACAACUACUACUACAACCAAGCCGGGAAGUGGAGGAAAAGUAACAGAAGAGUGUACAAUGAUACAGACGACAGAUACAUGGGUGACGAGUACGUCAUUGCAUACGAGUACGACAACGAGUACAUCGACAGUGACGUCUACAGUGACGUUGACGUCGAUGCGCAAGUGCAAGCCUACCAAAUGUACCACCGAUUCAACCAAAGAGACAGAAGAAGGAGGAAAAGAAGGAGAAGAAGAUGUAAAACCGAAUGAGGGAAUGAAAAUAAGAGUUCCUGAUAUGAUUAAAAUAAUGUUGUUGGGAGUGAUUGUUAUGGGGAUGAUGUAA
Pneumocystis carinii B80 is the source of this 3258-nucleotide messenger RNA. RefSeq lists its product as hypothetical. The record is from RefSeq and is a predicted model, not a curated record. The transcript has a single exon. NCBI's taxonomy places the organism in Eukaryota, Fungi, Ascomycota, Pneumocystomycetes, Pneumocystales, Pneumocystaceae. The coding region runs from base 1 to 3258 and encodes 1085 amino acids.